Molecule: messenger RNA, 1213 nt
Organism: Pseudo-nitzschia multistriata
Lineage: Eukaryota; Bacillariophyta; Bacillariophyceae; Bacillariales; Bacillariaceae
Source: the annotation of a GenBank genome assembly
AAAGAACUUGGGUCUUCCGCAGGAGUCUUUGAUACUUCUUACCAUGGUCGGGUUUUCAAAAAUGAUCCAGUUGUUGUUGUGUCCCACUCUGUUGGUGCAAUCAUACAUUGUUCUCCCAAGAAUAUCUGACCCGAAUCGAUUGAUACCGUCGAUUCAAUCCGCACCUAUGUUAUUCAACCAAGGGACACGAGGACCCCAGGCAUCACAAUCUCCUGCUGCGCUUUGGUCGGUCUCUAGCGACAAAUUGGAUGGUGAUAAAGAUGAUAAUUCAGCAUGUCUAUUGUCGAGUGAAGUGGUGGAAACGGGGCAGAUGGGAAGGAAGGGCUUUAUUGGCAGUUCGGUAACCGUGCUUAGUGCUGCUUUGGGGCUUCAACCGGCAUGGGGCACAAGCGUAGAUCCUAAGACCGGAAUCCGCCUCCCAGAUCCAGGUGAGAUCGAAUCCUCUAUUCCAACGGAUUGGAGCACAGAAGAAAAUCCAAUCAACUCCUCGGAUCCUGCCAGUGGUAGCAAAAGCGAGUCAAAUACUCAGUUUGCAAGGCUAGAUAACACACCCGACUCGAUAUUCUACCAGGAUCCACGAUUUGUGGAGCAUGUAGACGAGAAUGCAGUCAAACUCGUCACAGAAUACAUAUCCAACAGUGCAAUUCAACCCGGACGAGACACUGCAGUCCUCGAUCUCUGUUCUAGUUGGACGAGUCAUAUAGAUAAAAAUGUUGCACAGAAAAUACCAAGGAUUGCAGGACUGGGAAUGAAUGCAAAAGAACUGGAAAGCAACCCAUCUCUAACGGAAUGGAUUGUCCAGGAUCUAAACCAAAACCCGGAAUUAAGCAAGUACGAGACCGAAAGUUUUGAUGUGGUAUUGUGCCAACUUAGCAUAGACUAUUUGACUAAGCCAUUGCAAGUUUUGAAAGAAGUUGGUCGCAUUCUGAAACCUGGUGGGCAGGUUCACAUCAUAUUUUCCAAUCGCCUUUUUUUGAGCAAGGCAGUUGGUUUAUGGACCGGUGGAGAUGACAUUGACCAUGCAUAUUAUGUAAGCUCAUACUUGCAUUUUUGUGACGGUGGGUUUGAAGCUAUAAAAGCCAAAGACUUGUCGACAAGAAAAGGAGGAAAAGACCAACGCAUCAUUGGAGAUCCCAUGUUUGUCGUCACGGCUACGAAAGCAAAAGCAUAAUAUAUUGCCUUUGUUCGCGACAAAUCAAACUAAGGAAGUGCU